Messenger RNA from Morchella importuna, 717 nucleotides. RefSeq lists its product as uncharacterized. The transcript is spliced from 3 exons. NCBI's taxonomy places the organism in Eukaryota, Fungi, Ascomycota, Pezizomycetes, Pezizales, Morchellaceae. Bases 1 to 717 code for a protein of 238 amino acids. The record is from RefSeq and is a predicted model, not a curated record.
AUGAGCAAUCGUGCUCAGUUCGGCAGUACCACUUCACACAUGAUUCAACCAACUCCCCUCAGACCUGCCCUGGUCCGGCGCAGCUCCAGUCAACGUCCCCGUGUUGGUCCCCGAACCCGUAGCUACACUGGUACAGGUACCGGUGCUGGCCACAGUUCUCGCGCACCGGAGCAACGGCACAGUGCUUCUUACGCUCCCCGGCGGGACCUCAAUUCUAUGAUACCGCCUAGCAGCCGACCCAGCUUCAUGAGAGCCCUCACUGCUAUGAACACAUCUCUCAAUAGAACCAGCCCCAGAACUGUCCAACCAUCUGCUCAUGAUGGAACUCGGAGAGUCCAGGUUGUACAGCCUGGGCACCGCGGCGGUACACACCGCUCGGAGCAUACAUACCGCUCGGAGCAUACACACCGCUCGGAGCAUACACAUGCAUCGGUAGCCCCUGUGGCCCCCGCCAGACGGAGCCAGAGAAUCUCGUCAACGGCAGCACAAGAUAGGAGACCUAGCACGGCGGCGACGCAUAGUAGCAGACCAAGCGCCGCGGUGGUGAAUAACAGACCGAGCACAGCGAUGGUACCCCACGGACAUGGUCAUGGUCAAGUUGAGCAGCAUCAUGGACACGGACACGGGCACGGGCACGGACACGGCCAUGGGCCGGAGCAUAUGCACGCAAGUAGAGGAUUAGUAAGGUUGGGUCGGGGAAUGGGGCGCUGGAUGUGA